GGCGUGAAGAGAUGAGACGAAGCGAGUGGACAGAGGAGGAGGAGGAAGAUGUACGACAUGAAGAUGGCAGCAGGUGGCGGUUCUACCAUCGGGUUGCCUUCUUCAUCACUUGUUGGUGGAUCCCCAAAGUUUAUGUUCCGUCCGUCCUCAAGUUUUCAAUCUCACUUGGCUUCUCCCUCCUGUGAACGAAAACUCAACAGUUACAGUUACAGUUACAGCUACAGCUACAGCUACUGGGUUUGCAGGACGAAGAGAGGAAGAGGGAUGGUGAGGGGGUUGCCGUUCCCUGUAGAUCCAUGGGCGCCCUCCAUUGACUCACAGAGCAUUGCUUCCCAGCUGUUCGCAUUCUCCCUCUUCCCAUAUAUAGCCUUUCUCUACUUCAUUACCAAGUCCAAGACUUCCCCUAACCUCACCCUCUUCGGCUUCUACUUCUUGCUCGCCUUCGUCGGAGCCACUAUACCAGCUGGGAUUUACGCAAAGGUGCAGUAUGGGACUUCACUCUCCAACGUGGAUUGGUUGCAUGGCGGGGCUGAGUCGCUUCUCACUCUAACUAACUUGUUCAUUGUCUUGGGACUCCGACAGGCUCUCAGGAGCGCAUCCAAAUCCAAUUCUCAACAAAACACGCCAGAUUUCAAAGAUAACAAAAGUCGCUUCGAGGACCUUUGAUAUGCUUCAACCCUCUUGGCAUUAAAGAAAUAUGCCAAUUUGUACCAUUCUGCAUAUAUUGAUAUAAAUCUUCAACUUUCCCAAGCUCUCUUCGACUUUCCAUAUUUUUAUAUUUAAAAAAUAGAUAAAUUGAGAUGAUGUAAUCAUGUAACUUAAUUUGCCCUAUUUAA
This is a messenger RNA of Arachis stenosperma, 836 nucleotides long. RefSeq lists its product as uncharacterized. The record is from RefSeq and is a predicted model, not a curated record. Lineage: Eukaryota; Viridiplantae; Streptophyta; Magnoliopsida; Fabales; Fabaceae. Bases 49 to 666 code for a protein of 205 amino acids. The transcript has 3 exons.